Thamnophis sirtalis is the source of this 1175-nucleotide messenger RNA. The record is from RefSeq and is a predicted model, not a curated record. NCBI's taxonomy places the organism in Eukaryota, Metazoa, Chordata, Lepidosauria, Squamata, Natricidae.
UGACCAAAACUGGUUGCCUAGUAUUCCAAGUGUGGUUUUACCAACCCAGUCCUUCUUUUCAUUAAACUAGACACACGUAACGUUUACCAAAACAACCAGUGUCAACCAAGACAAGUCCUAUAGAUCGCAAUAAGGUUUUUUUUUAUAUGAAGUAACUUUCUUGGUAAUAACUAAGCCAUUGACUUUGGUGGCCAUACAGGCAAUGGAGAAAAAUGCAGUUAUUACCAGUGAUGAAAGAAUUGUCGGCUGGAUGAUAACUUCCCACACCAGGAGCUAACGUAAUCCCUUCUGAGAGUGAUCUUUCUUUCUAGAUUUGUGGUUUUUUCCCCCCCUGUUCUUCCUAUUUUUUAAAGCUAUUAAAAGGAGGGGGGAUUCUUGAAACCUGUAUGUUACUGUUAUGUGAAAACUGGCAUUAUGAGAAAUUUAUUAUCUACAUUGUGUUCCAGGUCCUGUUUCUUUCUGCCUUCCCUUCCAGGUAUUUCAAAUCCAGAUUGCCCUGGGCAUCAAUCACCUUGUUCUCCACCAUGAAGUCCUUCUUAUUCUGCUGCCUCUUUGGCACUUUCUUAGCUACAGGAGCCUUUGCGUCUGUCACUUUCACUGCAAAACACUGUGGUGUUUCCGACACUUGCGAUCUUGACUACCUGGAGACAACUCUACAUGAUGAAAUAAGAAUGAGAUUAAAACGAACCUGCUGUACUGGGAGUGAAUGCCAAACUCUGCCACAUCCAGGCAUGUGUCUCGAGUGUGAGGUUUGUUCGGGGUUGGGCUCAAAAUGUACCGGCUGGACAAGCACCUGUAAAAAUUAUGAAGACACUUGUGUUACCGUUCAAAGUGAAGUGAUGCUAGAUAUCUCCAGAGGGAUGUCUUUCAAAGGAUGCGUUUCUCAGAGUGUGUGCACUUUACUUAAGAAGAAGUCCUGGACACUUUAUGAGGAAUUGGAGCUGGAGGUCAAAUGCAGCCCAGCCCUCCCGCAGUCUUCCCACUGAGGUAUAACUGCACCCCAAGGCCAUCGCUCCACCUGAGUAGAACCUAGGAGCCAACAUGGCUCGUUCUGUUUGAGUCGGCUUUCAACAGAAUUCUCAUCCUUCUGGAUGGGUCAAAACGUUUCUCACAAUCAAUGUGCAAAAUUAACUGAGCCAUGGUUCAAUUCAAUAAAGCAGUAACUUUCAAAAUAA